Effrenium voratum is the source of this 977-nucleotide messenger RNA. Lineage: Eukaryota; Dinophyceae; Suessiales; Symbiodiniaceae. The record is from the annotation of a GenBank genome assembly.
GUCGGUGAAGUCCGCAUUACAAUCCAGCCAGGGUGCGUCAGGGGGUCCUGAUGUGACUCUGCAGGGUGACCAGGGGCCCCUUCUUUGUGACCAUGCAGCCCAAUCAAAGUUUCAAGCAUUGUCUGCCAUUUGGACUCUUGAGAACAGCUGUACAAGAGAGGCACACGACGUUUGCACUGCUGACAAACUUGCUUCAAUGGCUGCGGUUUGUCUUGUCUGCAGCGCCACUUGCCGUGUGCCCCAGACCGCGCGGGCGCCUCAGCUGCCGCUCCAGCGAAUGGCAGGCGCAUGUUUUAUGUGAAUUCGCGCAGGUCGCAGCAGUGGCGCCAGGGUCCAGCCACAGGCUUUCCAGCACAGUCUCGCCAAAGGCAGCUUCAGUGUCGCGGCCGCAGCGCACACAUGCCUCGAACAAACAGAAACGUGGGAGCGGGGAAAGGUGGUCCAAGAGGCCAUUGUUUGCCACGAUGGCCUUCGUUUGGCCCAGUCAUUCGAAUGCACCAACCCCAAACCGCAUGCGUGUUGCAGCAACGGGCUAUGUGAAAACGUGACAACCCUAAUAUGCUGAAUAUGUUGAAUCAAAGCCAGUAGCACUGGCCAGCAUGCUGCCAACCGAGUCUAUUAUGCGCUUAGCAGUGUCGCGAUCAUGCCAUGAUUUUCAUGCACCCAAGCUCCUAAGUCGACUUGAUCGUCCCCAGCCUGCGUCGGUCUUCGUCAUUUCCUCCCAUGUGGCCUUGCAACUGUUGAAGCCCCGCUCAUCGAAAAUACCCUCAUCCUGUCAGAAGGAUUUCCCACAUCGCAUGAAAGGCAUGUUGACGUCAGCCUUGUUGCCCCUCACCGGAGCAAACUUGAUGUCUGUCGCAUCCUGAGAAGGCAAUCAAUUCGGUCUUUUUCGAGGAAGGCUUUGGUAGAUUGAACAGCAUGCGGUCAGGAAAUGCCAUGAGGAGGCUCAAUCAAAUAUCUCGGCAUGCCUGUGCACA